AUGUCCGCCCAAAACUCCCAGGGUAUCCAGACCCUGCUCGACGCCGAGCGCGAAGCUCAGAAGAUUGUCCAGCAAGACCGUACCAAGCGAGUCAAGGACGCCCGAAGCGAAGCACAGAAGGAGAUCGAGGACUAUAGAAAAGAGAAGGAGUCUGAGUACCAGAAGUUCGAAAAGGAGCACAGCUCAGGCAACCAGAAGGCUGAAGAAGAUGCGAAGAAAGACACAGAUGCCAAGGUCAAGGAGAUUGACGAGAUUGGCAACAAGUCCGGCAGCAAGGUUGUCGAUCAACUUAUCGAAGCAGUCGUAAAUGCGCACCCCAAGCCACCAGGCAAGCAGGAUUAG
This is a messenger RNA of Alternaria arborescens, 342 nucleotides long. RefSeq lists its product as hypothetical. Gene Ontology annotation, cellular component: vacuolar proton-transporting V-type ATPase complex. The transcript has 5 exons. Gene Ontology annotation, biological process: proton transmembrane transport. The record is from RefSeq and is a predicted model, not a curated record. Gene Ontology annotation, molecular function: proton-transporting ATPase activity, rotational mechanism. The coding region runs from base 1 to 342 and encodes 113 amino acids. NCBI's taxonomy places the organism in Eukaryota, Fungi, Ascomycota, Dothideomycetes, Pleosporales, Pleosporaceae.